AAAGCAGUCACUGUUAAGAAUGGAGGGCACUUGUACAGGCAAGAAAAAUGGGCCUCUUCACCUGAAUAUACGCAUUAAGGAGGAUGAGGAUCCCCACAACAGUAUUAUGAAGCUGCUGAGGAUUCUUAGGCCACAGUGGAGAAUAGAAGACAUUAAGAAAAAGGUCUUUACAGAAGGCACUACCAACCAGUUGACAGCCUGUUACACAGGCUGCCUGCGGUCGUCGGAUGAUGUGGUGCUAGUGCGGGUGUAUGGCAAUAUGACAGACCUCUAUCUGGACCGACGCAAAGAGAUAGAGAUACUUCACAUACUUCACGAACACAGUUGUGGCCCCAAGUUGUACUGCAGCUUUGAAAACGGCAUUUGUUAUGAGUUUUUGCAGGGCAUAGCGCUGGAUAAUAAGCUACUGAGGGAGCCUCUUGUUUACAGGCUAAUUGCAGAGGAAAUGGCAAAAAUCCACACCAUCAAGCCCAGAGAUGGCUCUCGCCCUCAGGCUUUCCUCUGGACCAAAAUGGCCCAUUUCCUUCAGCUAGUACAGGAUUCUGAAAAUGAUGAGAUGCCAAGCUCCUUGCGUCUACCAGAGACUACCAGUGUGGAGGCUCUGAGAAAUGAAAUGCAUGAGUUAAAAAGACGACUUGGUCCCGUAUACUCUCCAACAGUGCUGUGUCAUAAUGAUCUUUCGCCAGCUAACAUAAUCUACAAUGAUACCAAAGGCACUGUAAAGUUCAUUGAUUAUGAAUAUGGUGAUUUUAAUUAUCAGGCCUUUGAUAUUGCCAACCUUUUCAAUGAAUAUGCAGGUUUGACCGACACUGACUACAGUCGAUAUCCCAGCGUGGAGCUUCAGAUGGACUGGCUGACUGCUUACCUAAGGAGAUAUGAGAGCUGCUCAGGCACAGAUACCAUAGUAUCAGAGCAUGACGUGAAGAACCUCUAUAUCACAGUUUGCAAGUUUAAUCUGGCUUCACACUUCUUCUGGGGAUUAUGGGCAGUUAUUCAAGCCAGACAUUCAGAUAUCAAUUUUGACUUUAUGAGAUAUGCCAAUGCCAGGUUUGAGCGUUACUUUGAGAUGAAAGAAGAAUACUUUGAUAUGUAAAACACCAAGAUGCAUAGAUGCAGAAAGUCCUAUUACAUCCCAAGAUUUUACCAAGCCAAUCUAUUAAACAAUACGGAAUCAAAGACAAUGACAAAGUUUGUAUUUAGUCUUUAGUUUGUAUUAUUUCCAGAUAAUGUUUUUUUUUUCUUAUCAGCGCAAUAAAGUUUAA
Molecule: messenger RNA, 1262 nt
Organism: Alosa sapidissima (American shad)
Lineage: Eukaryota; Metazoa; Chordata; Actinopteri; Clupeiformes; Clupeidae
Product: ethanolamine kinase 1-like
Exons: 8
Coding region: 20-1093 (357 amino acids)
Biological process (GO): phosphatidylethanolamine biosynthetic process
Cellular component (GO): cytoplasm
Molecular function (GO): ethanolamine kinase activity
Source: RefSeq, a predicted model, not a curated record